Momordica charantia (bitter melon) is the source of this 1821-nucleotide messenger RNA. RefSeq names its product Galactosyltransferase family protein. Gene Ontology annotation, cellular component: Golgi membrane. The record is from RefSeq and is a predicted model, not a curated record. NCBI's taxonomy places the organism in Eukaryota, Viridiplantae, Streptophyta, Magnoliopsida, Cucurbitales, Cucurbitaceae. Gene Ontology annotation, molecular function: galactosyltransferase activity.
CGAGAAUUUAAGAGCUGAUACAUCUGCUGUUGCUGCGGACUCCGCUUGAUCUUGACGGCUACGGGUAGGUGGGGUAGCAGAGACCCGAGUCCAAUUUUUUUGAAUAUACAUUCCCUUUUCCCGUGAGCGAGCGAUUCAAAGACACUCAAAAUUCGCGAAAACCCAACACAUUUCACCAUUUCGAUUUCCCCCAGAAACCCAAGGAAAAAUCACUCUCCAAUUUCUCCUAAUAUUGGGCAAUCACAAUCCGCUUGCUUUUUCAGGACACUGAUUUUGUAGAUUCUCUCUCUCUCUCUCUCUCUCUCUGUUCUUCUCUGAUGGCUUCACUUCGCUUCUUCUUUCUGACCCUUUCUUCAAGAUAAUAGCCUGUAAGCGCUUCCUUGAGCUUAGAAGCUUCUGGGCUCUAAUGGGUCUAGGCAGACCUCACAAGGCCUCCAAUGGUUUCUCUCCCAGAUGGGUUUUUCUAUUCUGCAUUGCCAGCUUCUUUCUGGGUAUUUUCGUUGUCGACAGAUUCUGGGCUAUUCCUGAUCCAGUCAAAACAGAUGAGGAGUCAUCUUUGGAUAAAGUCCAAUCAAAAACUUCACAGCCCAUUGUUAAUUGUGAGAAGAAGGAAGUUUCCCUGCAGGCAGACAUUCUUUCUCAAGUAUCACAGACCCAUGAUGUCAUCAUGACAUUAGACAAAACAAUCUCAUCAUUGGAGGUACAGCUAGCUGCAGCUAGAGCUUCUAAAGCAGAUAAUGAUGAAGGGUCUCCUAUGGUUACAAAGCCCGCGACCCAGACUUUGAAGGAGCGGCCAAAGGUUUUCUUUGUUAUGGGAAUUAUUACAGCCUUCAGCAGCAGAAAGCGAAGAGACUCUAUUAGAGAAACAUGGAUGCCUCAAGGUGAAGAUUUAAGGAAGCUGGAGGUGGAGAAGGGAAUUAUUAUACGCUUUGUCAUCGGACACAGUGCAACUCCUGGUGGCGUAUUGGAUCGUGCAGUUGAUGCAGAGGAUGCACAACACAAAGAUUUCCUAAGACUGAACCACAUAGAAGGAUAUCAUGAACUGUCCUCAAAAACCCAAAUAUACUUUUCAACAGCAGUUGCUAAGUGGGAUGCAGAUUUCUUUAUCAAAGUUGAUGAUGAUGUUCACAUAAAUCUUGGUAUGGUCGGUUCUACCUUGGCCCGACAUAGAUCAAAACCGCGCGUUUAUAUUGGUUGCAUGAAGUCGGGGCCCGUCCUUGCUCAAAAAGGGGUCAAGUACCAUGAGCCUGAAUACUGGAAAUUUGGUGAGGAAGGCAACAAAUAUUUUAGGCAUGCAACUGGGCAAAUUUAUGCAAUCUCCAAAGAUUUGGCUACCUACAUUUCAGUUAAUAGGCCCAUACUUCAUAGAUAUGCAAAUGAAGAUGUUUCUCUGGGUUCAUGGUUCAUUGGUCUUGAUGUGGAACACAUUGAUGAUAGGAGCCUCUGCUGUGGCACUCCACUUGACUGUGAGUGGAAGGCUGAAGCUGGGAAUCCUUGUGCUGCAUCAUUUGAUUGGAGUUGCAGUGGCAUUUGCAAAUCAGUGGAGAGAAUGGAGGAGGUUCACCAGAAGUGUGGGGAAGGUGAGGAAGCUAUAUGGCACACCAGUUUCUAGAAACCCUUUCAAUUCCUUUUCUUAUUUUUCUUUUUUUCUUUUUGGUCUCUGUAUAUUUGUAGAAUAUUUGUUUGUAAUUUAUCAACAAACACUAAGGCUCACAAACCCCAUCUGCCCAUUUUUUUGCUUAUUCAUUAUUAUUACAAGGCAGAGUGGCUGAUGAUCAUCAAUUUAAUGGAAAAAAGGAGACUUUUUUUUUUCCGUUUUCA